Molecule: messenger RNA, 459 nt
Organism: Guillardia theta CCMP2712
Lineage: Eukaryota; Cryptophyceae; Pyrenomonadales; Geminigeraceae
Exons: 1
Coding region: 1-459 (152 amino acids)
Source: RefSeq, a predicted model, not a curated record
AUGUUCGAGACCAUCCAUCACUUCCAGGCCCUCAGCUCCUGCGUUGGAUCCAACUCCUGCGGAGUCUACUUCAACAUUGGCACCGAGGACUCCGGCCUCAACUUCGGAGCUGCUCACUUGAACGUCUCUGUCGCCGACGCUAAUGGUGACUACACCAACUCUCCUGGCGCCCAAGGAUGGAACGCCAGCGGUGAGGCCCCUGGAGCCAAGGCCUGGUUGUCCGACUCCAACAGCACCGUCUCCUACUCCAUGACUGGAAGCAACCAGGGCAUGUUCACCAACGGCUCUGCCAUCAACGCCAGGUGGUGGGACACCACCAACAUGGACAACAUCCGUGGCGCUGACAUCACCAACCAUUCUAUCGCCGGAACCACCGAGAGCAUCAACAACAACACCGCGGCCAACAACGUCCGCGGCGGCCACUCCAUCCACCAGAACACCACCGAGACUUACUUCUAA